This is a messenger RNA of Tribolium madens (black flour beetle), 892 nucleotides long. RefSeq lists its product as uncharacterized. NCBI's taxonomy places the organism in Eukaryota, Metazoa, Arthropoda, Insecta, Coleoptera, Tenebrionidae. The record is from RefSeq and is a predicted model, not a curated record. The annotation marks the transcript as partial. The transcript has 2 exons.
GMCUAUUAUUUGAAGAUUUGUCUGAGUUUUUUUUCCACUUUGUGAAAAAAUGUCAAGUCUAAUGGAAAGUGAAAUUCAGGAGUGGCUAGCAACAGCCUUAAAACCCCAAAAUUUGUCCAAUUUCUCCGUAAAACUUGUGGGAAAUUCAGGCAAAGGCGAUGGUUACAUGGGUGAUAURAUUUUCGUGCAAGUCUCAACUCCUCACCAAAAACUCAAUCUAGUGUUAAAAUGCAGCAAAAAGUGCAAAACUCCUCAACAACACCAAAGUUUCGCCCGAAUUUUCCUCCACGAAAUGUUCCUCUACGAAACUCUCRUACCAACUUUCAUCAACUUCCAAAAAGAGAAAAAUUUGGGGGAAAUCUUCGACAGUGUGGCCAACUGUUACGGCAGUUACAAGAGCGAAACCACUCASGUGAUAGUUCUUGAAGAUUUGAAGAAAUUGGGGUACGAAAUGUGGCCAGUGAAGAAGCCCCUGAAUCGGGCACAUAUCGAGUGUGUUGUGCGAGAGUAUGGGAAAUUUCAUGCGACUUCAGUGGCCCUGAAAACGCUAAAACCUGAAAAGUUUCAAGAGAUUUUAACCUCGUUGGGGCGCACUUUAAGUGACAUUUUUGGGUCGCCUACAUUGCAAAGUAUUGUCACAAAAUGUGUGGGAAAAGGGAUUGGGCUACUUGAGGGUCAAAUGGAGGAGAAAAUCCUCACAAAAUUGAGGCUUUUGAGGGCGCAAAUCCCAGACUUAGUUCAGGAAUUUGAGGAAAAAGCACCCCUGAAAGUGGUGUGUCAUGGCGAUUGUUGGAACAAUAAUUUCAUGUACAAAUAUAACGAUGAUUUUCAUGUCCCGUCAAAAGUCGCCAUAAUCGACUGGCAGAUUGCCUCAUACGGAACACCAAUCUCC